AUUAGUUCACUCGGUUGUUACAUUCGUCCAUGACGUGUGACGCGGCGGGAAAAAUAUUCGAAUUUCAAAAAUAUUUUUUAACGUAAUUACAUUUUUUUAGUUGUGAUUCUCGUAAUUUAAUUUGAAACAAGAUGUCACGGUUAGACGUGGUGAUAUUUGGAGCUACCGGGCUUGCCGGGAAGCAGGUGGUCGUUUACAUGACGAGGCUCUCCAAAAAAUAUGACUUCGGUCCUUGGGGAGUCGCUGGACGGUCUCAGGCGAAGCUUAGCGCUUUGAUGGCAGAAAUCUCUAGAGAAACUGGCGAAGACCUGUCCUCUAUAAAGCUGAUAGUAGCGGACGUCGGCGAUGAUAAGUCGCUUCGUGAGAUGUGCGCUCAGACCAAUGUGUUGAUCAACUGCUGUGGCCCCUACCGCCUCUACGGGGAGCCUGUCGUCAAAGCCGCCAUUGAGAGCAAGACCAACUAUGUGGAUAUUACUGGGGAACCACAGUUUAUGGAUCUCAUGCAGAUUCGUUACGACGAAAAAGCUCGCGAGGCAGGAGUGUUCGUGAUCAGCGCAUGUGGAUUUGACAGCAUCCCAUCCGACAUGGGCGUCACCUUCCUUAAACAAAACUUCAAAGGCACAUUGAACUCUAUAGACUCGUACCUCAGUUUCUACUUACCCCCUGAACUUGAUGCGGAAGCGAAAGAACAUGGAGUGAUAGGCACUGGUACUUGGGAGUCAUUUGUAUAUGGUGCUGCAUUUGUUAAUGAGAUGCCGAGGCUUCGCAAGGCACUGUUCCCCGAACCAGCGCCGCAGAUGAAACCUGUCGUUAAACAAAAGAGCAUGACUAAAAAGGAUAACCAAUGGUACUUCGAGUUUCCCGGAGCUGAUGAAUCAGUAGUUUAUCGAACGCAGCAAUUUUUAUACCAGAACGAACAACAGCGACCCGUGCAGUUCAACGCUUAUUUUAAGACUGGAUCUCUCUGGCGGUCCAUGGGUAUCGCUAUGAGGGCUCUAACUUUACUGGUCAUGUCUAAGAGCGAGUGCACGAGGAAGUAUUUGUUGAAUAAUCCGAAGUACUGGUCAGGGGGAUAUGUGACGAAGGAAGGUCCCACAGCUAAUGUUACCAAUAACUCUAACUUUACUUUCGAGAUGGUUGGUAAUGGCUGGCCCGAGGGAGCUGACGUAGAGAAGACAUUGCCGACAAAAACCGUAGUCGCUAAGAUCACCGGCAAGAACCCCGCGUACGGCGCCACCGUGGCGGCCGUCCUCGCGAGCGCGCACUGCGUGCUCCGCGAGCGACACCUCCUGCCCGCGCCUGGGGGAGUAAUGUCACCUGGUUCGGCCUUCAAGAACACCACACUCAUACAGAAGCUGAAUGACAACGAUCUGAAGUUUGAAAUUAUUAGCAAGUAAUACCCAGCCUAGCUUAGAUUAACUUUAGGUAUUAAGUUUUUGCUAAGUAGUGGAAUUUGCACGAGUAGAUAGGUACUAAGUGUAUUUAUAAGUAGGUUAGUAUUUUGAGUGAAACCUAGACUUAGGAGCAAAGAAACAGAACCAUUAGCGUUAUUUAAAGGACAUACUUUACCAAUUAAUAAAAUAGUUGUAUCACAAAAUAUCCAUCCAUGGCUCCAUUUCUUUGCUUCCAAGUGUAUUUUGUGAUAUUAUUGGGCCUCGGUGGUCCAUUAAAGAUUGUACAAACUGCUUAUAGUGUAAGCAGUUAAUAUAUAAGUGCAAAAUAUCGAGGAUCAUAAUACAUAUUUAUUUCAUGAAGAUAAUCUACCUCCGCCCUAGUUUUGGUUUUGCAAAAUAAACUUUAUAGUGUAGUACAAAAUGAUUCAAUUUAGAGUAAGUUAAACAUCUGUACAACUUUUUCUUAAUAUGAAUAUGGAUUCUAUGAAACCCAUAGAAUCUUUUAUUCAGUUCCAUACGUGAUAUUGUAAUAAUUUCUGUUAAAUACUGUUAGUGCUGCCAUCUAAGAUCAUUGUUGACCUUUGAACUAAAAUGAUCUUACUGUUUUGAAAAUUGUUCUACCGUAUAGGUAUAGAUGUCGCUAGUUAAACACUUUUAUAACUCUUAGUAGUUCUAGCACAAGUUGGUUUAAGUAUGUCGACAAAAGAUGGCGCUGAGUGUAUGUUGUGGUAUAAAUGGCCAGUUUGAUUUUAUUAGCUUUUAUUUAAUGUUGUAUUAAAUAUUUAGUUUAUUGUAAUAAAUUUAAUGUUUAUCUAAAUAAGUGUUCUCGAUGUGAUAUAGUUACAUGUUUUGCUAAUAAAUGUUAAAUACCUAUUUAUAA
Messenger RNA from Spodoptera litura, 2274 nucleotides. Its product is annotated as saccharopine dehydrogenase-like oxidoreductase. Lineage: Eukaryota; Metazoa; Arthropoda; Insecta; Lepidoptera; Noctuidae. The record is from RefSeq and is a predicted model, not a curated record. Gene Ontology annotation, cellular component: lipid droplet; mitochondrion; plasma membrane. Gene Ontology annotation, biological process: glycolipid biosynthetic process.